This is a messenger RNA of Helianthus annuus (common sunflower), 411 nucleotides long. RefSeq names its product protein RER1C-like. NCBI's taxonomy places the organism in Eukaryota, Viridiplantae, Streptophyta, Magnoliopsida, Asterales, Asteraceae. Gene Ontology annotation, cellular component: Golgi membrane. The record is from RefSeq and is a predicted model, not a curated record. Gene Ontology annotation, biological process: protein retention in ER lumen; retrograde vesicle-mediated transport, Golgi to endoplasmic reticulum. The transcript is spliced from 3 exons. Bases 1 to 411 code for a protein of 136 amino acids.
AUGGCUCAUGUUUCUUAUGUAAUCAGGAAUUCAUAUCAACAAGGGCUUAUUGGCUCUGUUGUUUCAGGAAUUCAUAUCAGCACCACCGCCACUCCCACCACAGACGCUGCAAUGUCGUCAGGCGCCCUACAUUCAACCGACACACCCGCAGCCGCCGUCCAACGUUGGGCCUUUGUUAUCUCACAACGCUACCAACACUUGCUGGAGAAGUCAACUCCGUUCUUGCUCUACCGUUGGAUCGUCUUCUGCGUGAUCUCGAUCAUCUACACUGCGCGCGUGCUCUACUUUCAAGGGUUUUAUGUGGUUGAUCCCGAGUUUCAAGACCUAUCUGAUGGCCCGGUUCUUCCUAAUCGGAGCUCCGAUGAGUUUUGCCCCUUUGUUCGUCGCCUUCCCGAGUUUAAUUUUUGGUAA